AUGAGAGAGGAGAGGACGAUGGCCCGGAUGUUACUGGACUGCAGGCUCACUAACAAGUUGUGUAUUGUCCAACAGCAGUAUGAGAUUAUUGUGGUCCCGGCACUCCUGGUUGGUGCCUUCCUCAUUCUCCUUGGGGUGAUCCUGUGGCUUUUUAUCAGAGGACAAAGAGCUCAACAACACACUUCUCGACAGCAAGGCAUUAGUUCCAUGCCUCUACAUAAGGAUCUCCGCUUUCAAGCAUCAGGAGUUGGGGAAAGCGUGCUUGUGAGACUUGAGACCUCAGUGGAAAGCCUUUUACAAGCCACCACACCUGCCUUGGCUAAGCUGCAGGUGUCCCGGGAACAACUCUCUGACGUUGUGGAACUGAUUCACAAUGGUAGUUGCGGAGCCAUCUAUCGAGCCAAGUUGCACACUGGGGAUCCUGCUAAGGCCAAGAGUGUUGUACUCAAGGCUUUAAGAGAGCCAGCUGAGCUACAUGAAGUACGAGAUUUCUUAGGGAGAAUCCAAUUCUAUCAGCACUUGGGGAAGCAUAAGAACCUGGUGCACCUUGAAGGAUGCUGCACAGAAGAGCUGCCACUCUACAUGGUGUUGGAAGAUGUGGCCCAAGGAGAUCUGCUCAGCUUUCUCUGGACUUGCCGCAGGGAUGUGAUGACCAUGGAUGGCCUUCUCUAUGACCUCACAGAAAAACAAGUAUAUCACAUUGGGAAACAAGUCCUUUUGGCUCUGGAAUUCCUCCAAGAUAAUCAUCUCUUCCAUGGGGAUGUGGCAGCCAGGAAUAUUCUGAUCCAGUGUGAUCUCACUGUCAAGCUCUGCGGACUGGGCCUGGCCUAUGAAGUCCAUGCCCACGGAGCCAUCUCCUCUACCCGAACCAUACCUCUCAAGUGGCUUGCCCCAGAACGGCUUCUGCUUAGACCUGCUGGCAUCAGAGGAGAUAUCUGGUCCUUUGGAAUCCUCCUCUAUGAGAUGGUGACUUUAGGAGCUCCACCAUAUCCUGAAGUCCCUCCUACCAGCAUCCUACAGUAUCUCCAGAGAGGGAAAAUCAUGCAGCGACCGAGUAGCUGCAAACACACCAUGUAUAAUCUUAUGAAGGCAUGCUGGCGCUGGAAUGAGAACAGCCGUCCCUUACUUAAAGAGCUACGCUCACGCCUAGAAACUGCCUCUCGAACUGCAGAUGACAAGGCUGUGCUGCAAGUACCAGAAUUAGUGGUACCUGAACUAUAUGCAGUUGUGGCUGGCAUCAGUGUGGAAAACCUCCCCUAUAACUACACCUUCCUUUGA
Molecule: messenger RNA, 1278 nt
Organism: Elephantulus edwardii (Cape elephant shrew)
Lineage: Eukaryota; Metazoa; Chordata; Mammalia; Macroscelidea; Macroscelididae
Gene: STYK1
Product: serine/threonine/tyrosine kinase 1
Exons: 9
Coding region: 1-1278 (425 amino acids)
Biological process (GO): cell surface receptor protein tyrosine kinase signaling pathway; multicellular organism development; protein phosphorylation
Cellular component (GO): signaling receptor complex
Molecular function (GO): ATP binding; transmembrane receptor protein tyrosine kinase activity
Source: RefSeq, a predicted model, not a curated record